AUGGAGAAGGAUGGCACCUUGCCCUUCCUGGACACGCUCGUGAUUCGACACGACGAUCAAUCCGCAACGACCAAGUGGUACUCCAAACCCAUAUCGUCCGGCCGCCUACUCAACUACCACUCGUUCCAUCCAACAGCCAUGAAAAUGAACGUAGCGAUGAACUUUAUGAAACGCGUAUUGCAGCUCUCCACGGAUGGCCAAAUCGAACAACAGAAGAAUCAGAUUUUCCAAAAUCUGUGGAGAAACGAUUAUCCCUCGUCGCUCAUAAACAGGAUGAUGAACCGCAUUACCAACAACAAUGCGCCUCCACCACCCACUCGCCAAAGACCACCUCCACCACCACCGCAUCGCUCUCCAUCACCGCCAUCCCCAGAACCACCACCUCCUGCGCUGCCACAAAUCACGCCAACGUCAACACUGCUGCUGCCAUCUCCGCCACCUCCACCACCACUACAGACACCGCUACCGAAUCCAUCGCCACCGAAUGCUGCAAAUCCACCAACAGAACAACAACAAAUUAACAGCACGCAACGAGAUCAUCAUCACCAAGUCACAGAAGUCCCCUAUCGAUCGAUGCCAAACAUUCCAACACUAACCCGUACCAUCUCCAUCAUCCUGAAAAAAGAUUAUGAUCAGGUAAAAAUAGUCACCAGAAACAUCAAAACAACAAAAUCCCUGCUAAAAACAAUCAAAGACCCAGUCCCCCCAAAUGAUCAACAUAACGUUGUCUACAGUACUCCAUGCAAUAACUGCGAAAGAGUCUAUAUCGGAAUGAAUAGCAACCAACUCAAAAAGCGAAUGAGCGGACACAAAUCAGAUGUAAACAAGAUUGUUAACACACCAACAGACAUAACUCAUGCAAAAACAGCUCUCACACAACACAUGAUCGAACACAACCACACCUUCAAUCUCGAUGGCACAAAAAUAGUAGAUCGCACUUUCCGAUCAACAGCCCUACCAAUAUUAGAAAUGUGCCAUAUACAGAACACAUCUAAUACCAUAAAUUUCCGCACCGACGUAGAUGGCCUCAAUAUAGCCUAUGCUGGCAUAUUGCAUACAAUCAAAAAAGCCAACUCUCGCAGAGAGCAACCUAGCAAUAGCACACACAGCACACACAAUUAA
Molecule: messenger RNA, 1122 nt
Organism: Aedes albopictus (Asian tiger mosquito)
Lineage: Eukaryota; Metazoa; Arthropoda; Insecta; Diptera; Culicidae
Product: arp2/3 complex-activating protein rickA-like
Exons: 1
Coding region: 1-1122 (373 amino acids)
Source: RefSeq, a predicted model, not a curated record